This is a messenger RNA of Pecten maximus, 635 nucleotides long. Its product is annotated as neuropeptide-like protein 31. The transcript is spliced from 4 exons. The record is from RefSeq and is a predicted model, not a curated record. Lineage: Eukaryota; Metazoa; Mollusca; Bivalvia; Pectinida; Pectinidae. Bases 126 to 491 code for a protein of 121 amino acids.
ACCGGGUAUUUAGCGGAAAUAUCUUCAAUAAUACUCAGAGUUCAAGUUAAAAUAAGGUAUAUAUAAACCCGUUGCUACACAGACUUUUCAUCCACACUGCAGUGCGGUCAGUGGCAAGGAUCAGCAUGAAGUUUGCCAUCAUAGCUCUGCCGUUCUUGACCUUUCUGGCAUUCCUGGGCAGCUGUCUCGGGGAUGGAGGAUAUGGGGACUAUGGGGGCUACGGUGGCUAUGGGGGAUACGGAAGUGGAUAUGGGGGAUACGGAAAAGGAUAUGGAGGCUACGGAAGUGGAUAUGGGGGAUACGGAAAAGGCUACCACGGAAAGGGGUAUGAAAUGACCAAUAGGGCGGUUUACAUACCCUACCCCGCGGGCCCACCACCAGGUGCCAUCGCUGGUGCUGCUUAUGCCGAAAACAACAAUGACAAUACAUUGCUUUACCUUGGGGGUUUCCUCCUGCUUCUCCUGUUGUUAAACAAUAACAACACAGGAUAGGAAUAAUGCAUCAAUCCAUUUUGACCACGGAUAAUUAACGCGAGCGCAAGACAUCUUGGCUGUUACCAAAGACCCCUGAGUGUGUUUUUCAGCAUUGGUUGUUUAUAGAUGUAGCUUUUGUCGAAUAAAGCAUGGUGUCAUGAU